This is a messenger RNA of Mycena indigotica, 597 nucleotides long. RefSeq lists its product as uncharacterized. Lineage: Eukaryota; Fungi; Basidiomycota; Agaricomycetes; Agaricales; Mycenaceae. The record is from RefSeq and is a predicted model, not a curated record. The transcript has a single exon. The coding region runs from base 1 to 597 and encodes 198 amino acids.
AUGCGCCCCAUCCACUUCCUACUCCCGCUCAUUGCUCUUGCCCGUGCUCAGAGCAAUGCCGUGACCCCCCACUCUGUCACCCAAGUCCCCAUCCCUCAGAACCCAGUGUCUGCCCAUCCAGUCAGCUCAGCGCCGAUCGCCAGCAACACUGAUGUUUCUGCCCACCCAGUCUCAAUGGUGUCGAGGCCAGCAGAAUCUGCUGUCGAUGUACCAUACACUCUAUCGUGGUCGUCAACCAUAAUUCCACGCCCAACAGAGACCGGUAACCAUGGGGCAAACAACAAGGGCAAGAUAGCGGGAGGCGUGGUUGGUGGACUGGCAGUUGUCUUUGCAGUCCUUGGGACUUGCCUCUUUGUCCGCCUUCGCCGUCGGUCAACCCAGCACUGGCGAAAUCGCACUAAUGGUCACUGGCAAGACCAGGAAGGCAAACCUGACGGAGGACCCGUUUACGUGGGGAACUCUUUCGGUCGUGACGUCAAGGCACCCAGCCCUACCACGGCCGCCCCGCUUUUUAUUCGUGAACCUCGACUUCAACGAGGCCAUACUCGCGAUGACACGAUGGAAAUGACAGCCUCACCCACCAGAAACCAAUUUUGA